CCCAGAGUCUACUAGGCAAUGGAUGCGGUGGCUGUGUAUCACGGCAAAAUCAGCAGGGAAACCGGGGAGAAGCUCCUGCUCGCCACCGGGCUGGACGGCAGCUAUUUGCUGAGGGACAGUGAGAGUGUCCCGGGCGUGUACUGCCUUUGUGUGCUGUAUCAAGGUUACAUUUAUACAUAUCGCGUGUCCCAGACAGAAACAGGUUCUUGGAGUGCUGAGACAGCACCUGGGGUACAUAAACGAUUUUUCCGGAAAAUAAAAAAUCUACUUUCAGCAUUUCAGAAGCCAGAUCAAGGCAUUGUAAUACCUCUGCAAUAUCCAGUUGAGAAGAAGUCCUCAGCCCGAAGUACACCAGGUACUACCCAUAUGGGGAGAAGAGAAGAUCCUGAUGUAUGCCUGAAAGCACCAUGAAGAAAAAGAAAACACCUUGUACUUUAUUUUCAGUAAUUUAAAUAUAUGCUAAGUCUUAUAUAUUGUAGAUAAUACAGUUCAGUGAGCUACAAAUGCAUUUCUAAAACCAUCAUAGUCCUCUAAUGGAAGCAUCUAGCCUGAUGUUCAAGCUGAGAUGGGCUUUGUAGAUAAUGAAGAGCUUUGAAAUGAGGAUUGGGAAAAAAAAUAAUUCCCUAGGUUAUCUUCAGUUAUUGUAUUUACAAAUGGGAAACAAUUUAAAGCACAAUGAAUACUUUAUAAGCGACUGAUAUAAAUUCUUGCCAAAUACAAAUAAAAAUAAUACUCAGUUUUUGUCAAAAGCACCAUUUUUAGUGAAAUAUUAUUUGAGAGUUACCGAUUUGAAAUUGUUUCGCUUUGACUGUAUGGAGGGAUGUUGGUUAGUAGCCUUCAUCUUUGGCAUAUGCAGUUCUCCAUUAGCUAUGGUGUCAUAGGCUCUUUUGGGAUUCAUGAAGCUGUGUACUGUUUGCUAAAAUAAGAACUAGAGAAAGAGCAAAGCGUUUCUGUUUA
Lepus europaeus (European hare) is the source of this 957-nucleotide messenger RNA. RefSeq names its product SH2 domain containing 1A (gene SH2D1A). Lineage: Eukaryota; Metazoa; Chordata; Mammalia; Lagomorpha; Leporidae. Bases 19 to 411 code for a protein of 130 amino acids. Gene Ontology annotation, cellular component: cytoplasm. The transcript has 4 exons. Gene Ontology annotation, biological process: cell-cell signaling; cellular defense response. The record is from RefSeq and is a predicted model, not a curated record.